This is a messenger RNA of Scomber scombrus (Atlantic mackerel), 4707 nucleotides long. RefSeq names its product serine/threonine kinase 38a (gene stk38a). The coding region runs from base 41 to 1453 and encodes 470 amino acids. The record is from RefSeq and is a predicted model, not a curated record. NCBI's taxonomy places the organism in Eukaryota, Metazoa, Chordata, Actinopteri, Scombriformes, Scombridae. Gene Ontology annotation, molecular function: protein serine/threonine kinase activity; ATP binding. The transcript has 14 exons. Gene Ontology annotation, biological process: peptidyl-serine phosphorylation; intracellular signal transduction.
GGAAGAUAGACAGACACCGCACCUUCGACCAAGGUAAAGCAUGGCGAUGACCGGCCACAGCUCAUGCUCCUCCAUGAGCAAUCACACCAAGGAGCGGGUCACCAUGGCCAAAGUGACCCUUGAGAACUUCUACAGUAACCUCAUCGCCCAGCAUGAGGAGAGAGAGAUGAGGCAGCAGAAGCUGGAGAAAGUAAUGGAUCAGGAGGGCCUGGCUGAUGAAGAGAAACGUAUUCGACGUUCUCAGCAUGCAAGGAAAGAAACUGAGUUUCUGCGCCUGAAACGUACCCGCCUGGGUCUGGAGGACUUUGAGUCUCUGAAGGUGAUUGGCCGAGGAGCUUUUGGAGAGGUGCGUUUGGUGCAGAAGAAAGACACCGGUCAUGUCUAUGCCAUGAAGAUUCUUCGCAAGGCUGACAUGCUGGAGAAAGAACAGGUUGGUCAUAUUCGUGCUGAGCGGGACAUCCUGGUGGAGGCUGACAGCCUGUGGGUGGUCAAGAUGUUCUACAGUUUCCAGGAUAAGAUGAACCUCUACCUUAUCAUGGAAUUCCUGCCAGGAGGAGACAUGAUGACCCUCCUGAUGAAGAAGGACACUCUGACAGAAGAGGCCACUCAGUUCUACAUAGCAGAGACGGUGCUGGCCAUCGACUCCAUCCACCAGCUGGGCUUCAUCCACAGAGACAUCAAGCCAGACAACCUGUUGUUGGACUCCAGGGGUCAUGUGAAGCUGUCUGACUUUGGUCUGUGCACUGGGCUGAAGAGAGCUCACCGUACCGAGUUCUACAAGAACCUGAACCACAGCCUGCCCAGUGACCUCAGUAAGCAAACCUUUCAGAACAUGAACUCCAAGAGGAAAGCUGAGACGUGGAAGAGAAACAGGCGGCAGCUGGCCUUCUCCACUGUGGGAACUCCAGACUACAUCGCUCCAGAGGUCUUCAUGCAAAAUGGAUACAAUAAGCUCUGUGAUUGGUGGAGCCUAGGUGUCAUCAUGUAUGAAAUGCUGAUAGGUUAUCCUCCGUUCUGCUCAGAGACGCCUCAGGAGACGUACAGGAAAGUGAUGAACUGGAGGGAGACGCUAACCUUUCCACCAGAAGUGCCUAUAUCAGAGAAGGCCAAAGACCUCAUCCUCAGGUUCUGCUGUGAGGAGGAUCACAGGAUUGGUGCUACAGGUGUAGAGGUGAUCAAGUCCGAUCCAUUCUUUGAGGGGGUGGACUACGACCAUAUCAGAGAGAGGCCUGCUGCCAUUCCUAUAGAGAUCAAAAGCAUCGAUGACACCUCAAACUUUGAUGAAUUCCCUGAUUCAGAUAUCCUCACACCAACGACUGCUCCAGUGUCCAACCACACAGAGGCUGACCUGAAGAACAAGGACUGGGUCUUCAUCAACUACACCUAUAAACGCUUUGAAGGCCUCACUGCUCGAGGAGCCAUACCAUCCUACAUGAAAUCAGGAAAGAGAUGAACACCUUCAGACAGGCUUUUAACCAACUCCACCAUGAAAACCUGAAUGAGUCCUUGUCUAAACCCUGUUGUCUGAGGAUGGACAACCGCUCCCGUCUUCUCACACCUGUGAUGUGGAUUUUCAUCACAAAGGUUCAAUUUCAUUGCUGUCCUCCACAGAAACUGCUGCCUUCAUUUCUGAUGCUUCCGAGGGUACCUUUCUACUUCUUCUGCUCACACAUGACUGAACUGGGAUUAAAGUGAUUUAAAUUCUUUCCACUUGCCUUUUACACCAGUGGAUGCAGUGGGACUUCUUCACUCCAGACACCAGCAUCACUUACAUUUCCUCUCUGCACCAGCACCAGUCUGUUGGACCUACCAAGGGCUCCUCUCCUUCCAAACCAGGAUGUCCACUUGAUUUACCUUUUUUAUGUCGAGUUCUUAGCUCAAACAUUGCAUUUAGCUGUCACUUGAAGUGAAUCAGGUGCUAUUCAGGGGUUCUGUCCAAAUGUUUUUUCCUUGUUUCCUACAAGGGCUUCUUAAGAUUGCGCCUAACCAAAGACUGUGAGCUUAAAGAAUCAAGUCAUGUUUCUGCUUGAUCUCUCUGUCAUGUCACUUGUAACUUAGAAUUGUAGUUUUAUAGAUAUAUUUGCAAGAUUUGCUUGUUAAUAAGAGUGAUUAUAUGAGAAUGAUGCAUUUUGUGGAACAAACACGAGAUUCUUGUUACGUUUUCACAAUGACCCACUUGUGUUCAGCUUCCUUUAGCACCUUAUAUGAUGUUGGAUCCCACAGCAGUAUAGUCAGGCCUACAGCUCAUUUGUUUGUGUGUUUAAAUUGGGUUUAUUUAUUGGACAGGAAAAGUACACGUGUCUCCUCACAGGGGUUUGAAAGUGCUCUCUCCAAACUGAAGUCACCAUUUCUUUUUCAGAGAUUUGACUGUUUUAAUGAACAUGUUCUACAUUCAGACUUAGUCAGGGUGGGAGAAAACUCUGAAGCAUUUCAGGAAAACUAUUCUAUAAACGAUUGAGUUAAAGACAGGGUGACCCAUUACACCUGUUCAUAGUACAUUAUUGUAGUAGAGAAACUUCCAUCUGAAACACCUCAGGUGAAAACAUUCAACAUAUUGGACACAGUACACACUGAUUUCUCAGAGGUCAUGCUGUGAUUAUUUUGUGUUGUUGGAAUGCAGCAGAAACAAGGGAACUUAAACAGAAGCCUGUUUAAAAAAAAAAAAAAAAGAAGAAAGAAAUCAUUCCUUAUGAAAAUGUUCAGUGUGAGUCACAGGGACACGUUUUGGUUGCAGUUUUUUUUUUUGUUAAAAUCAUCACCCUGCUUUGAGUACUGCCUUCUUUAGACAUUUGGUUUGGGUGAUGAACUUAUGAGAAGUAAUCUUUUAUGUUGUAAUAUAUUUUGACAUGUUAGUUGAUUCCUGAGGUGUUUGAAGUUGAUACCAGCUGGAGGGAAUCCUCUGCCACAUUUGUCACUCUAAAUGUGCUAUUUUUUUAAGAAGAGACACUCAACACCUUAAAGAGUAACUCACAGUACAGCAAUGCUUGUCCUCCAAGCAAGAUCCAGUUUGGAGUUACUCUUCAAGUCUAGAAGCACAGGGCUAAACUUUUCCAGUGAACACAAUAUCCAAAAUGCUGUCAUCUGAAAUGAAUGUAAAUGAAUGUGUAUGGAGUAACAGACAAGAACUUUUUUUGACACAAUUCCAAAUGCUGUUUGCUUGAAUGUAGCCUGGACACAUGCUUUUUUUAGUUUUUUAUUCUUACACAUGAGUUAUAAGAAUGGAAGCCCCUCUCAAACAAGACAUUUAGGAAUGAACAAUAAAAAUGUAUAUGGUCUUAAAGGACCAGUGCGUAAGAUUUAGUGACAUCUAGCAGUGAGAUUACAAUUUACAACAAACUGAAUCACCGCACCCUUUGCCCCCCCCUCUUCCAUUCCAAGAAUAUAGGAGAACCUAUGGUGGCUGCAAAAAAUAAAAAAGGCCUCUCUAGAGCCAAUGUUUGGUUUGUCCAUUCUGGGCUACUGUAUGGAAGAAGACCCUCUCUCUAAGAUAUAAAGGGUACAGUGUAAGGUAAGAAAAACACAGCAAUUCUUAUUUUGAGGGGAUUAUUAAUACUUAUUAAAAUAUACAUAUGGAUAUUACAUUUCUACUACUAUCUCAAAAUGUUGACUUGUUUCAAGAAUUGGACGUGAAAUGUUCAAUAUCAUUAAGACCAAAUGUAGUCUAAUUUCGGGCAUCAUUGUUCUUGUUUAAUACUUAUGAUUUGCAUCAUAAUUUGGAUUUAUGAGGCUAAAACAUUUUUUUAUUUUAUUUAUGAAGUCCAAAUUUUAAAGUCAUAAAUGAAAUCUAGCCAUGUGUUGUCCUAAUUUUGCCUUAGUAGGUCAAAAUUAUCAGUCAAAACUGAGAGAAUUUAGGCAAGUCAUAUUACGACACUCAUAAUUUAGAUGUAAAAAGCCACAAGUUAAAGUAUUAAGUAACCACAUAAUUUAGUAGUUAAAAUGUUGUCUUAAGUCAAUUAUUAUUUUGCCAUUUUUUUAUUUUGAAUGAUCUCGUAAUACUUUAAUUUCUCAAAGUUUUAACUCGCAAUGAGGAUUUUUAUUUUUGUAAAUCACAACUUCAUCUAUUAUUUCCCAGCACUAAUGGACUUCAGUAGCUGAGUUGUGUCCAAAGCUUUUUCUUCUCAUCUGUACUAUAAAACUUGUGUAUUCAGGUAGUGUGUAGAUGAAGCUCAGCAUAUUGUAACACAAUUUAGAAAAGCACACAGUGGAGCUUUUUUUUUUCUAUAGCAGGGGUCAGUUCUUUAAGUGAGCUGUCUGUUAAUGGAAGGAUCCUGCUCUGCAUGCUUUUACCAAACAGUAAAUUAGUCCACUUAAAGCAAUAGAUGUGUGUGUGUGUGUGUGUGUGUGUGUGUGUGUGUGUGUGUGUGUGUGUGUGUGUGUGUGUGUGUGUGUGUGUGUGUGUGUGUGUGUGUGUGUGUGUGUGUGUGUGUGUGUGUGUGUGUGUGUGUGUGUGUGUGUGAUCAUGCUCAGUUAAAACGAUGCAAUGUUGGACUUUUUGAUGGCCUGCUUGAUGAUCUGUAUGUUUUCUACCAGCUAUGCUCAGAUAUGUAUGUAUGUGCUUCUGUCAUCAUGUCCCACAUGUGAUCUGGGAGUCAGAAGUGAGGGGAUUUGGGAAGGUGGGUGUGCAUUAUUUAAACCACUGUUCUCUUUGUAGCCUGUGGCUGUUGUAUUAUUUUCCUGCUAUUUGACAAUGAACUACUCUGCACUUCA